Musa acuminata AAA Group (dessert banana) is the source of this 378-nucleotide messenger RNA. RefSeq lists its product as uncharacterized. The coding region runs from base 1 to 378 and encodes 125 amino acids. The transcript has a single exon. The record is from RefSeq and is a predicted model, not a curated record. Lineage: Eukaryota; Viridiplantae; Streptophyta; Magnoliopsida; Zingiberales; Musaceae.
AUGGGGAAUUGCAGCAGCUACCGGGUCGUGACCUCGGCAGUGGACGAUGAGGAUCGGGGAUUGGUGGAGCCAGAGAGUGUCCAGCGGUGCACCCAAGGAAAGGCGAGGAGGGCCUUGGAGAAUCUCAAGGAGAAGGCUAAUUGCAGAAAAGAGGAUGGAGAGCUCUCUUCUAGAGUGGUCAAGAUCAAGAUCACCAGGAAGCAACUGCAGGAAUUGCUGAGGCGCGCUGACACACAAGGCUUGUUAGCCCCCCGCCACGCCCUCCUCGCCGAUGUCGUCAGCAGAGGAGUCGUCGGCCAUGCGCGUCGAAGCCGGAAGUGGAGGCCGAGACUGCAGCGUAUACCGGAAGUAGCCGAGCAUGAUGAGAUCGAUACAUAG